ACAGGUUUCCUGUGGUAGUAUUCCUUAUUUUUGGGGGGAGGGAGGGUAAGGCAUAAAAGUCAAAUUUCAAAAUGGCGGCAGGAUUUCUUUCUUCUUUGAGCAGAACACAACGACGAUUUCUUCGGUUUGGCGUGCCAAUGCUGGUUCUUGUAGUUGGUGGAUCUCUUGGGCUAAAGGAAUUCACAGAUAUCAAAAUAAAAAGGAGAGACACAAAGUUCCAAAAGCUCACAAAGGAGGAGGCACUGAAGGUUUUACCAAAGCGAGAGAAGCAAAUUACUCUUGAAGAUGCCUACACAGAAAUAGCCAAAGAGGUUGACAUUGAUCGGUGGGAGAACAAACGGGGACCAAGACCCUGGGAGGAAAGCAAAUAACAACAACUUAUACUCUUGGAUGUAUAGCUGCAGGCCUUGAUGACAGGCAACAUAAAGUACUAUAGUAAUUCAGCUUUCUGGCCCUAUUUCUGAGCUGGUGUUUAGGAAGAGCUGAUUGCAGGCAAAGUAACACAGCCAUAAAACAGUAAUGGCACUUGAGGUACUAGAAGUAUGUGACAUGAUGAAGAGCUAGUAUCUGAAAAAGGCAUUUGGAGCGAUAAUUUUGAACUUCUUGAGUUGAAUACCUUGAGGUACAGUAUAAAAUGUUAUUAAAUGGAAAUAAAGAGUAACUUUGAAAAUAAAAAUAUUUUUAAUACAAUUUAAACUAUGUAUGAACAAUACAGGGAUUUUUUUAAAGAUUCCUUCGUAAUGAAAGUUGUGUAAAGUAGUCAAAAAUCAUGUUUUAUAGAUAUUUUGUUCCUACAGUAGUUUAAUUUUACUUAGUCUUUCUGUGUAGAUCCAGUGCACUAAAGGGACAAGGUGGUGUGACAUAUGAAGCGUGACGGAAGAAUUGAAAGUAGCUAAACAGCUUAGUAUAAAAACUUUCGACUGAGUUGAACAUCAAGGAGAUAAUUGAUUAACAGAUGUUUAAAGAUAAUUGAUAUAAAAUAUUGGUAGCAACUUAUACUCACAAAAAAUGGUUAUUUAUUGUAAUAAUUCUUUAUCCAUUAUCAUUCAUUUUUACCAAUUAUUAGUUUUUAUGAAGUUUUACCAAUUACAUUGUAAUAAAAGUAUAAUAAUACAAGUCUCACUAAAUCCAGUAAACAUUAUUGUCUUGACAUUUAGAUACUACGUACUGUUUGUAUUUAUAUAAUUCCAUGUAAACUGUAUAAACUGAGGGCACAAAAUAGCCUUCAUGCUUUAAGAAACUAUUACAUAGUGUGUAACCUAUGUCACUUUGGACUACUUGAGAUAUCAAAACAAGAACAAUUAAAACAUGUUCCUUGACGGUUGAUAGAAA
Molecule: messenger RNA, 1332 nt
Organism: Nematostella vectensis (starlet sea anemone)
Lineage: Eukaryota; Metazoa; Cnidaria; Anthozoa; Actiniaria; Edwardsiidae
Product: cytochrome c oxidase assembly protein COX16 homolog, mitochondrial
Exons: 4
Coding region: 72-371 (99 amino acids)
Biological process (GO): mitochondrial respiratory chain complex IV assembly
Cellular component (GO): mitochondrial inner membrane
Source: RefSeq, a predicted model, not a curated record